AUGCCAGAUAUAAGUCGAUGUGAAGUCAAGCCCCUGUGUUGUAGCGGUGAUAUGCCAGAUAUAAGUCCAUGUGAAAUGGAAAUCAAGCCCCUGUGUUGUAGCGGUGAUAUGCCAGAUAUAAGUCCAUGUGAAGUCAAACCCCUGUGUUGUAGCGGUGAUAUGCCAGAUAUUAGUCCAUGUGAAGUCAAGCCCCUGUGUUGUAGCGGUGAUAUGCCAGAUAUUAGUCCAUGUGAAGUCAAGCCCCUGUGUUGUAGCGGUGAUAUGCCAGAUAUUAGUCCAUGUGAAGUCAAGCCCCUGUGUUGUAGCGGUGAUAUGCCAGAUAUAAGUCCAUGUGAAGUCAAGCCCCUGUGUUGUAGCGGUGAUAUGCCAGAUAUAAGUCCAUGUGAAGUCAAGCCCCUGUGUUGUAGCGGUGAUAUGCCAGAUAUAAGUCCAUGUGAAGUCAAGCCCCUGUGUUGUAGCGGUGAUAUGCCAGAUAUAAGUCCAUGUGAAGUCAAGCCCCUGUGUUGUAGCGGUGAUAUGCCAGAUGUUAGUCCAUGUGAAGUCAAGCCCCUGUGUUGUAGCGGUGAUAUGCCAGAUAUAAGUCCAUGUGAAGUCAAGCCCCUGUGUUGUAGCGGUGAUAUGCCAGAUAUAAGUCCAUGUGAAGUCAAGCCCCUGUGUUGUAGCGGUGAUAUGCCAGAUAUUUGUCCAUGUGAAGUCAAGCCCCUGUGUUGUAGCGGUGAUAUGCCAGAUAUAAGUCCAUGUGAAAUGGAAAUCAAGCCCCUGUGUUGUAACGGUGAUAUGCCAGAUAGAAGUCCAUGUGAAGUCCAGCCCCUGUGUUGUAGCGGUGAUAUGCCAGAUAUAAGUCCAUGUGAAGUCAAGCCCCUGUGUUGUAGCGGUGAUAUGCCAGAUAUAAGUCCAUGUGAAGUCAAGCCCCUGUGUUGUAGCGGUGAUAUGCCAGAUAUAAGUCCAUGUGAAGUCCAGCCCCUGUGUUGUAGCGGUGAUAUGCCAGAUAUAAGUCCAUGUGAAGUCCAGCCCCUGUGUUGUAGCGGUGAUAUGCCAGAUAUUAGUCCAUGUGGCGUGGGAGUCAAAUCCCUGUUACAUUUUUGUAUGUUUUUAGAGAUGUAA
Molecule: messenger RNA, 1104 nt
Organism: Pecten maximus
Lineage: Eukaryota; Metazoa; Mollusca; Bivalvia; Pectinida; Pectinidae
Product: keratin-associated protein 10-7-like
Exons: 1
Coding region: 1-1104 (367 amino acids)
Source: RefSeq, a predicted model, not a curated record